Messenger RNA from Coprinopsis cinerea okayama7#130, 1086 nucleotides. Its product is annotated as integral membrane protein DUF6. Gene Ontology annotation, cellular component: membrane. The transcript has 12 exons. Bases 1 to 1086 code for a protein of 361 amino acids. Lineage: Eukaryota; Fungi; Basidiomycota; Agaricomycetes; Agaricales; Psathyrellaceae. The record is from RefSeq and is a predicted model, not a curated record.
AUGUCAAGAAACCGGGAUUAUGGCUCGGUUGCAGAUUUACCAGGGUUCAAUGAGCGCGACGAACGAUCACCGGGAGCUCUGAAGACUUUCGUGUCGAAUAAUGUCGGGUUGCUGUUGGUUGCUGCUUCGGAGCUGUUCUUUGCGUGUAUGCAUUUGGCAGUGAAGAUUCUGAACAGUAUCGACCCGCCGGUUUCGACGUUUGAGCUCAUUUUUGUUCGGAUGGUUAUCACAUAUGUCUUUAGUGUGGCAUAUAUGGUUUGGACGGGGGUUUCUAACCCUGUCUUGGGCCCACCUGGAGUACGGUGGCUUCUUUUCUGCAGGGGUAUUGGCGGUUCGAUUGGCCUCUAUGGAAUCUACUAUUCCCUGCAAUACCUCUCCUUGUCAGACGCAACCGUCCUGACCUUCUUGUCACCUAUGUGUACAGCUAUUGCUGGAGCUAUGUUCUUGGGGGAGCAUCUACGAGUCUCACAACUCGUCGCUGGAGUGUUCAGUUUGGGCGGUGUGGUACUCAUUGCUCGUCCACCUUGGCUGUUUGGAGACUCGUCCCAGCACAAUGUGGGAGAUGAGGAUGUGACCCCUGCUCAGCGGUUAACAGCGGUUGGUGUUGCUCUAAUUGGUGUUCUCGGUGCAACCUUAGCCUUCACUAGUUUGAGGGCUAUCGGUAAACGAGCACAUACUAUGCAUUCGAUGGUCUCCUUUGCUGGGCAGUCCAUCAUUUUCUCUGGCGUAGCUAUGCUCGUUACUCGGACCGAAUUCAUCAUCCCGGCGAAAACGAGCUGGCUGGCUAUGCUAUUGAUGAUUGGAGUAUUCGGCUUCAUUGCCCAGAUCCUGCUGACGAUGGGUUUGCAACGGGAAACCGCUGGAAGAGGGACUAUGGCUGUCUAUACACAGAUUGUAUUCGCGACGAUCCUCCAGCGCAUCUUCCUCAAAACGACGCCGCCCUUGUUAUCUAUUGUCGGAACGGUCAUCAUUGUGGUCUCGGCAUUGUACACCGCACUUAGCAAAGUAAAAGAUAAGGAGGUGCCCCUGGUUUCGGAAACCGACGAAGAACGGGGACUGCUCGACGAUCCCGAGGAGAACCGGUAG